AUGGGCAAACAGCCGGCGGUCAUCAUCAUCACUAGACAUGGCGCCCGCCUCGAUCAAGCCGAUCGGAAUUGGGCUUCAACGGCCGAAAAACCCUUUGAUACUCCCCUCUCCUAUGGUGGCUGGAUACAAUCACAGACGCUCGGUGUAAGAAUCAAUAACGAGCUACACAAUCUGGAUACGCAGAGUGCGGAAUACAGGGAGGAUGCGACACAAGACCGUCCUCACAAGAGGCGGAAGAUCAUCAUACAUUCGUCGCCAUACCUGCGCUGCGUCCAGACCGCUAUAGCCAUUGGCGCUGGCAUCCAACAUCCUCAGAAUCACAUUCGCCCACGACUGAGGCCCCGGCAGCGUUCCUCAAGGGCCAGCCUACUCGCCGAGGAGGAGGCCGCACCAGAUUCUCAUGAGGCUGAUAGCUCAUCCCUGCAGCGCACCACAAGUCGCGAGCCUGUACAUACAAAUAGGCUGGGCUAUAAUACAUGUCGGCUGCGUAUAGAUUCUUUCCUCGGAGAAUGGCAGUCUCGGACCUACUUCGAAUCUGCCCUUCCCCCGCCCACAGCAGUGAUGGUUUCAGAAGCAAAGAUGGCCCUUCAAGUGCCACAGGAAGAGAUCAAAGGUGCUGACUUCUCCGCAUCCUUGACCUAUGACCUCCCGGCCGUCGAUUGGGAAGAGAAGGAAAGCGAGGCUACUUCGGUGCCUGUGCAAGAAAAAACUGGAUUGAGAGCGAUGGCCGCCGCUGGUCACUCCUUUCCGAAGCGGUCGCGGAACAUUUCAUUUGGGACAGAACUUGCCAAUGGUGCCAGACUCCUAAACAGAAACUUUCAGAAGCAUCCCGCUGGCUAUAGUGCACCGGUACCCACCUAUGCAAUGGGUUCAUCGGACAAGAUUCCUCCAGGCUAUGUCGCCCAUGCCCGGGACGGGUGCGUGACAAUUGAUCACGACUGGGACAGUGAAGCCGAACCUCUGCAAUGGGGCGACGGCGGCCCAUUCGACGAAGAAUGGGGUAAUAUGCAUCGAAGAUUUCGAAAUGGCUUGCAGAAGAUGAUUGAACAUUAUGAAAAAGAAGCCGCCGAGCAAGACGAUGAAGGCAAGGAAGACGAGGAUUUGGUCCUUGUCCUAGUCACCCAUCAAGCAGGUUGCAACGCCCUCAUCAGAAUCCUUACCGGUGCCCCUGCUCUGCACGCUGUAGCCACGGCUUCACUGACCAUGGCAGUUCGGACGCCGCGACAAGAAGAUGAGGGCUCGUCCAUGUCGCCUUCUCGACGCAGAGGUUCGCUAGACCUCAGUAUCGCUGAUGAGUAUGAAAUGAAGAUCAUCGCUUCGACGGAACAUUUGCGAGCUGGCUCAAACCCCCUCGGCCUGAACUCACCACGACUCGGUAAAUCGCCUGCGUUUGCCAGCCGUCGGGCCGUCGGUGCAGACUCCCCGGAGGGAUUCUCUUUGGGGGAGUCUUUGACACACCAUCGCGGCUCUCAUGGAGCGCUUGUGACUAGAAGCCAGAGCCAGAGAUCCCAUGCUGCUGACCCAGCAAGCACCGAGGAACAACCCUCAACCGGGCUUUGGCAGAAAGGAACCAUUUACACUCGAGACGAAGUUGCCGAUUCCAGCGAAACAGGAGGAAGUCUGAGUGUCCAGACGGGCAGUACGUCUAGCAGCAUUCGAGAGGAACCGACCUGGCAGGCAGAUAGACUACCUGUGCGAAGUUCGAGUCAACGGGGGCUCUGGGGUGGUGAAUCAACGCAUCGAGACAAGAGUCCUGGGAAACGAAGCUGGACAGCUGUCGAGAGGUCUCCAUGA
Molecule: messenger RNA, 1794 nt
Organism: Exophiala spinifera
Lineage: Eukaryota; Fungi; Ascomycota; Eurotiomycetes; Chaetothyriales; Herpotrichiellaceae
Exons: 2
Coding region: 1-1794 (597 amino acids)
Source: RefSeq, a predicted model, not a curated record